Molecule: messenger RNA, 981 nt
Organism: Leguminivora glycinivorella
Lineage: Eukaryota; Metazoa; Arthropoda; Insecta; Lepidoptera; Tortricidae
Exons: 3
Coding region: 106-789 (227 amino acids)
Source: RefSeq, a predicted model, not a curated record
GUCAACAAUCGGCUUGUUUAUUGAAUUUGUAAAUUAAUACAGUAAUAAGCAUCAAUUACUGUAGUUUUGUUGUAACUACUCUGCUAUAAAUCAACCUUAAGCAAAAUGGCACCAGGUAACUGCGUAGUGAAAGGCUGCAAGACGACACUUCUCAACAAAGGGCCCGCCACUAACUUCCAUCCAUGUCCAAGUUCAUUGGAAAUGAGGAAUAAAUGGUUACAAAUUCUGAAGAAUAGGUGUACUAUACUGGAUUGGGCUAGAAGUAGAAUUUGUUCAAAACAUUUUGAGAACAAGUACUUUGAUGCCCAAAGAAGACUGAAACCAAAUGCCGUACCUACAUUGUUCCCAGCAAUGGGAGCUGAUUCUUCUAAGACUUUUGUUAAGAAUACUAACUCUUCUAGCUCUAAGUUGGACAAGGCUCUUAGCCGGAUGACACAGGCAGAACUCAUGUCGGAUGUCAAGUUAACUUUACUUCGAAUGAAAGAACCCAUUAAUUUGAGUGAAUUUGUCUAUGAUGACAUGAAAUGUAAGCCUGAUGCCCCAAUGGAAGCUAAACUGUGGGUAUUGAUCAAGAAACAAGAAUAUUUGAAUAAUUUGCUGACUGAGGCAGUUGUAAAAAAUAAUAGAAAUCUUGAAGUUCUACAGAAGAAUAUGACUGAUAAUAAAUCGGGCCGAAAAGAAAUGGAACAAAACACUGAGAAUUAUAAGUAUAUUAUUAAAUGCCUGCAAGAGAAACAAGCCACUUUAGAAGAACAGGUUGAAAUACUGACCGCUGUUGAGUCUCGGUAACAUAAUAAUCAAACAUAUUUUAAGUAAUUACACUAGACAAACUGAAUGUUUCAGUUAUUUCAUGAAGUAAUAUUAGUUUUCAUUUUGCAUUAAAUAUUACAUAAGAUUUUUGCUGAUAUGUUGUGUGUUGUCUAUAACAUCUCCAUGAUUAAUUAGUACUUGGACUUUGGUAAAUAAAGACACAGAUAAUUA